Molecule: messenger RNA, 6366 nt
Organism: Plasmodium reichenowi
Lineage: Eukaryota; Apicomplexa; Aconoidasida; Haemosporida; Plasmodiidae
Exons: 1
Coding region: 1-6366 (2121 amino acids)
Source: RefSeq, a predicted model, not a curated record
AUGCAGAAUAACAAUGCAGUGCAAUAUAGUAUAGAAAAUAUAAUGAAAAAAAAUAGAGACGAAAACAAGUAUGUAGAUCUUUGUGAUAUAAAAGCAAAUAAUAAUCAUAUAAAGGUUAAUAAGUAUAUAACAUGUGAUAAUAUUACAUUUGAGGGUAAAAAUAAUAAUAAUUAUUAUCAUAAGAGUAAUAGCCACAUUAAUAAUUAUUUUUGUUAUGGUUCUAUAAAUAAAAGAGUUGAUGAAAAUUUAUUAAGUUAUAACGGGAGGAUAGAUGAUUUAAGAAGUGGUAAGAAAUGUGUAUAUUCAGAAAAACAUGGGGAGGAUAAGAAUACAUUAUUAGGAAUGAAUAAGGAAGAUAAUAAAUUCUUUAGAAGUGAGUUUAUAAAAGAUUAUAAUAUGAAUUAUAAUGAUUGUGGACUUAUUAAUAUGAUGAAUAAACAUUAUAAUAAUAUAGUUAAAAAUACAAAUAAAGGAAUAGAAGAUAAUAUGAAUUAUAAUUGUGAUUCAUUAUUAGAAAGAUAUAAUUAUAAUAGUGAAACGAAAAAGGAAAAAAAAAAAGUGUUGAUAGAUAAGAAUUAUAUAUAUAAUAACGAUUAUUAUUUAUACGAUGAUAAUAUAGAUAACGACAAACUUAUGAUUCAUAAUAGUGAUAUGAAAAAGGAAUAUUCGCUUUAUGAUAAAAAUGUAUGUAUGAAUAAAAGUUGCGAUAAUAUAAAAUUUCAGAGUGAAAUUAUGAGAGGAAACCCAAACCAAAACAACAUCAACAUCAACAACAAUAUUAAUAAUAAUAAUAUUCAUAAUAAUAGUCAUCAUAUUCAUAAUAAUAGUCAUCAUAUUCUUAAUAGCAGUCAUCAUAUUCACAAUAAUAAUCCUAAUAAUUAUAAUAUUAUUAAUAAUGAUAUUAAUUCACUUGCUAUAACUAACGAAGAAGAAUUGGAGAAUAGAAUGUACAACUUAGAUUUUGAAGAAGAAAAAAGUGAGUCUAAUAAUUUAUUACUCAAUUAUCCUCAUGAAGAAAAAGAAAGCACACAUAAACUUAAUAUAUACAGCCUUUUUAAUAAAUCCAACAAAAAUAAAAAUAACAAUGCAAAUACUGGGAUAAUAAAUUUUUUAAGAAAUAAAAGAUUGAAUAAAUAUUCUUAUGAUAAUAAGGGAUUAAAAUAUGACUCUACAGAAAUUGAUUCAAAUGUGAAUAUGAAAAAAAAUUACAUGAUAAAGGGUUCAUAUGAUACUUCUCCAAAUUUAAAGGGUUAUAUAUAUGAAAAUAAUGACAUAAUGAAAAAACAAAUCAAUACAAUAAAUAAUUUAAAUAGGUUUAAUAAUGGAAAUGAAAAUGUUAUACAUCUGAAAGAAAAUAAUGAAUAUAAAUCUAUGAUGAAUUCCUUUGAAACAUUAAAAAUAUAUGAACAGAACGAAAAUAACAAACAAAAUAAUAUAUAUCUAAAUAAGAUGAACGAACAUUCAAAAGAUAACGACGACAAAAAAUUUAUUAAUGAUAAUAUAAAUGAUAAAAAUAUUCAUAAUAACAAUAAUAAUAAAAGUAGUAUUAAUAUUCAUAGUAAUAAUAAUAAUAAUAAUAAUAAUGCUGCUGAUAUUAAAAAAUGUUUACAAAAAAAAAUCAGCGAAAGAAAUCCAUUUAGCAUUCACCAUUAUGUAAAACAGGAACAUAUGAGUGCAACUAAUUUAGGAAAUAUAAAUAAAAAUAAUAUUUUACUUAAUAAUAUAAAUAAUAAUUCUUUUGAAAAACAUAACGAAAAAGUAUAUAUUAAACAAAUGUCUAUGAUGGAAAAGAAAGGUAAGGAUAUUUUUAAAACACUAUCAGAAGAACAAAGUGUGCACAAUAUGAAUCAAAAUAGUUUUUAUGAAAAUGAUUUUAAGAAUAAUGCUACAAAUAAAAUGAAAAUGAAGGAAAAUGAUGAUAAUCAUAAUAAUAUUAAUAAUAUUGACAAUAAUAAUAAUAAUAAUAAUCAUUAUAAGAAUGAAAAAUGUGAAGUUGAUUUGAAGAAAAGGAAGUAUGAAAUAAAUUAUAAAGGAUUGAACAAUUCAAAGGUAGGUAAUAUAAAUAAUGAUGAUAAAAUAAAUACCAGUGAAAGGAAAGAAUACUAUAUGAAUAUUAAGAGCGAUUAUCCUAAUAAUGUUAAAAGAAAUGAUAUAAAGAAUAAUGACUGUUUAAAAGAUUUUGAUGAAGAUGGCUCAUCAAGUAAAUAUAUUUCUUCCCAUUCAAUGAAUGUUUCUUCAUGUGAAUCGUACAAAUCCCUUUGUAAGAAUAAGAAAAAAAAAUCCAAAAGUAAUUGUAGGGAUAAAGGAUAUAAUAAUAAAUCAUAUAAAAUUAAAAAUAAUAAAAAGCUAAAAUGUUUCAAGAAGGAACAAAAUAUCGAAGAAAAUAAUUCUCAAAAUGAAAUCUGCAGAAAUUCUUUAAUUGGUUGUAUAAGUUGUAUGUAUGAAGGUACCAAAAUGUAUUGUCAUUGUCAUAAUAUUAAUAAUAAAAAUUUAAAUACUCUUAUUACUAAUGUCAAGAAUUUUGAUGAUUUCUCUAAAUGUUCACCAAAUAAACAGAAUAAGAAUAAUAAAAUUUUAAGUGAACAGAAUAUUAUAACGAAUAAAAGUAUUAAUAUUAGUAAUAUUAAUAACAAUAAUAAUAAUAAUAAUAAUAUUAAUAAUGAUAAUUGUAAUGUGAAUUGUUCCAAUGUUUUUUUUGAUAAUAUAUAUGAAAACAUAAAUCCCAAACGUGAAGAUAGUUCUUUUAAUCUUAAUCAAGGUAACAAUAAAAGCAUUUAUGAUUAUAAAAACAAUUCCCUUCACCAUGAAAUGGUUCAAACUAAUGGCAAUAUUGUUAUUAAAAAUAAUAAUCAUGAUAAAAAAAUAGAAAAAACAUAUCUACUUAAUAAAAUAGUAGAACCCAAAAAUAUUUUAAAAAUGGAUGUAAAUGUGGUUGGUGAUAUGGUUAAAAAAACGAAUCAAACAAAUAUAACAAACACUAAACUAUUAAAAAAUAAUAAUAUAAAUAAUAAUAUGAUAAAGAAAAAUAUAAAAAAUGAAACUUUAUCAAUUGAUAAUAAUGAACAGAUAAAUAAACAAGAUGAUGGUAGUACAAAAAAGAAAAUUAUGGAAGGAAAUCAAAAAAUGAACAAAUUUAAUCUUAUGGAAAAUUUGAUAUAUAACGGUAAUAAUUGUAGAAAAAACUUGGAACAAAAUAAUAUUAAAUUAUUUAAGAGGAACAUAAAAAAUAAUACCACUAAAUAUAUUACCAAGGAUAAUUUUAUUAAAAUUGAUUACAUUAAGCAACAUCGAAUAUUAGAGAAUAAUCAAAAAGGAAUCAUUUUUGAUAUAAAUGAAGAGAAAAAUAACAAUUGCAUGAAUAAGAGUAAUUUUAUAUAUCAUAAUAAUAAUAAUAUAAAUAAUAUUAACAAUAUCAAUAAUAUUAACAAUAUCAAUAAUAUUAAUAAUAUCAAUAAUAAUAAUAAUAAUAAUAAUAAUAUCAAUAAUGUCAAUAUCAAUAAUAUCAAUAAUAUCAGUAAUAAUAAUAACAAUAAUUUUAUAUAUCAAAAUAAUAGUAAUAUGCCAAUUUACUUAAAUGAAAAAAAAGACAUGAAAAGAAAAGUGUACAAUAUGAAUGAAGGGAAUAUAAUAUUAAACCCCUCAAAUAAAUUAAUAAAUUAUAAAAAUGGACUAGGAGGGAAAAAUAAUAAUAUAUGUAUCCAUACACAUAAUUUAAAACUGAAAAAAGUUGAACAAGAUGAUGGCAAAUAUAACAAAAGUAUUGGUACCAUAAUGAAAUGUAAAUUGUAUAAUUUAAAAAAAAAUGUUUAUAAAAAUGAUAGUAAGGUUGUAGACAUACCCAUGAAAUUAAAUGAUUUAAAUAAUAAUUCUUCUAGGAUAUGUACCAUAUCUAAUUUAUUAAAUGAAAAUUCUUCUAUGUAUAAUAAAAAGGAAUGUGAAUGUAAACGUGACAUCUUACAAAAUCAAGAGUUUAUAUCUACCAAACGUUGUGAUAAAAAAGUAGAAAUAAAAACUAUUCUUAAUAGUAAUAUUAAUUUAUCUAAUAAGAAAACUAAGAAGAAAAAAAAUGAAGAUGUUAGUUUAAUCAAAAUUAAAAAAGACGAACUGAUAAUUAAACAAGUUAAAAAGUUAAAUAAAAAUUGUUUACUUAAAAAUAUCCAAAAUGUAGGGAAUAUCAAAUCAUAUAUAAACAGAGAUAUUUGUAAGGCUUUAGAAAAUGUAAAAAGAAGUAGUUAUAAAGUUAACAAUGAAGAUAUUAGUAAUAAUACUACAUAUGAAAAACAAGAAGCAGUUAUAUAUGUUAAAAAUAAAUUAAAUACACAAAGGAAAUGGAGAAGUGAUAAUAUUAUUACAACUAAAGGAAAAGAGGAUAAGGAAUAUAUAAUAAAAUGGAAUAAAAAAACUGGAGUUUCUAUAUAUUAUAAUAAAAACUUAAAUGAAUCCAAUAGUAUAUUGAAUGCAAAUAAUUAUUAUAUAGAAAAAGAUCAUGUUGAAAUGAAACAGGAUAAAUGCCAUGUUGAUAUGGAAUCUUUUAGUAAAAAUGAUAAUACUCAAGAUAUGUAUAUAAACAAAAAUAACAUAUAUAAUAAUAAUGAUAAUAUAAAUAAUAGUGAUCAUAUAAAUAAUUUUAAUUCAUAUUCAAGUGAUAAAAAAAAUAUACAUAAUAGUACACUUCUUGAGGCGUCUCCUAAUGAAAAAAAUAUCAAUAUGGGGAAAUAUAAUGAGGAUCAAAAUAAUAUAUAUUCGAAUAAUAUUAAAGUUGAAAACCAAGAUGAUGUAAAUAAUUCAUGUUAUUACAAUGAUAUGUAUGAAUCUAAUUUAAAGGAAUAUGUACAAAGAAUUACAUGUAAUAAUAAUUUGGAAAAAAAAAAUGAUCAUAAAAUAGAGCUCGAAAAAAAAAAAAUAAAUAAUGGUUCAAAUAUAUACAAUUGUAAUAACGAUGAAGAAAGAAAUUUGCUUAUUAUGAAAAAUAAGAUGGAGCAAAAUAAUUGUGUUAACUAUAUAACCAAUAAAAGAAAUUUGGACACAGAAAAUAAUACAAUAUUGCUAAAUGAUAUAAUAUUAAGUAAUGAUAUAAAACAUAUUGAAAGUAUUGUAAACUAUGAUAAGGAAAAUAUAAAUCAUUUAAAUAAUAAUAUCAAUAAAUAUCAUGAGAAUUUUGUAUCAAAUGUUCGUAAUCAUUAUAAAAAGAAAUCAAUGAAUUAUAUGAACAAAAAGUAUUUUGAUGAUUUAAAUAAUAUUUAUUUUUUACUUGAGUAUUUUACAAACACAUAUAAAACAUGUAGUAAUAAUUUAAAAUGCAUUUUACAACUUCUUAAAUAUGAACUUGACAAAGAAAAAAAAGAAAGUGUAUAUUUUUCAAAUAAUCAAAAGUUUUUAUAUAUUGCUGUUCCUUUGAUGAGCCAAGAUAAUAGUUGUGACUAUAAUAUAAAUGAUGAAGAGAAAAAUAAAGAAAUAAAAAAAAAUGAAAAGAUAGGUGAAGAGGCACCGAAUAGCUCUAUGUUAAACGGAAAGGAAUAUAUUUUAGAAGGUACUACAUAUAAUAUAUUAGAAAGUUAUAAAAAAUCACAUGCAGUAAAUAAUAUUAAAAAUGAUACAAAAGAAUAUAUAGAAACAAAAAAUGAUAAUAUACAAAGUGCUAUUAAUAAUAGUAAUGAUAAUUUGCAUAGUAUUUCCAACAAAAAUAGCAAAUUGAAUGUGAAGAGAAUAUAUAGAAAUAUGAACAAAUGGAUUAAGAAAAAUAGAAAAUAUCCAUUUAAUAAUAAAAAAAUAAACUUUAAAUAUUUGAUUAUGAACGAUAAGAAAAAGGAUAAGAGUUGCAAAUGUUGUAUUAAAAAAAAAAUUAUAAAUAAUGAAAAAAUAUUAUUAAGAAUGAAUAUAUUCACAAUACGACAUAAGAACCAUUUCUAUAAAUUAAAGUUCAAUAAUAAUUUUGUUAUUAAAAGAAAUAAAGUGCUUAAUAAAAAAAAUGGUAAACUAUAUAAAUUUUAUCCAUUCUAUAAUGAAUUAUUUUUAAAAUAUGAGAAUGAUCCAAAUGGAAAAGUAGAGACAAAUGAAAAAUUAAAGUGCCUAGAUAAGACAAUUAGUAAAAAUAUAAAUCAUCAAGAGGAUCAUAAGACGAAUGAUAAGAAUCAUAUUAAUAAUAUGAAUAAUCAUAUAAAUAAUAAUAAGAUCGAUGAUGUUGCACAUACUAAUAUUAAUAACAAUGAUAAUCAUAAUAUGAAUAAUAAUGUUAAUGUGUCCAAUAAUAAUAAUAUUUUAGAUGACCUAUUUUUCUCAGAUGAUGACAUUAAUCUUAUUUAUAUGUAUAAUACUAAUACUAAUAUUGAAAAACAGUACAGCUUAGAAAAAAUAAAUAUUAAUUAA